AUGUCUCAGAUUCAUGCCUAUGUUAAAUCGGAGAGUAUAGACUUUGUUAGGCUAACUCGGUAUUUAUCUGACGUGAUAGAUAAGAAACAUAGUAAGUAUAAAAAAGCGUCCCGGAGAUUCAAUAGUGAUCCGUCCAAGAACUAUGCUGAUUUUAUCCGUCUCGUCUCUGGGAACAUUGUCAUUGCAAAUUCACAGCUCUGUUGCUCCGAUGGCAGAUCCGUUUUUGCUCCUUUAGAGCAAUCUCUCGAAGAGUUGGCAACCACUCGAAUAGACAUCAUAAUGAAAUUUUCCAAGGAUGAUAAUGGAUCGUUUAGCAUCUGGUCGUAUCCUUCAGGAGCCAGAGGAAAAGAAGGGAAGUCUUUUUGCCUGUUUGUUUUGGACAUUGGCCCUGAAAGUAUGCCCAUUUUAUUGGCUCAGCACGGACUUUUCAAACCCAAGUUUCGUCAUAAACGAUCUCUACUGGUUGAUAGGCCACAUCUCACAGAUCUUCAUAUUGCAGUGGACUCUAAUGAUAUAUUAACUCUUGGAUUCAAUAUCCAGUAUCAAAUAGACUUCAAACAGUCUUUGGAUGAAUUCAAUUCAGUGGAUUUCAUCAGGUACUUCACAGAACUUUCUAAUUUCAUCAUGAUCACUGAUCUCACAUCUUACCAAAAGGCUUGUAAUAAAAAUGAUCAGUCCGAAAGAAGAAUGAACCUGAAGCCUACAGAGGCAGAUUUCUAUUCGCUGAUUACAGAAAAUACAGAGAAAACUGCUUACGACAAGGAAAGAGGACCAAUGAGUGUUCCUGGCAUUCAUAAGAAGCUUAUGGGAUUUCAAAGCCAGACUUUGGAAUGGAUGUUACACCACGAAGGAGUUGAACUAGAAUUAGUUACCUCUGUUGAUGAUCGUUCUAAGCCCAAGUUUGAAGUUUGCAGAGUUAAAAGCCGUCUUAUGUCAGAAGCAAUCGAUGAUGAGACUUUAUCCUUACAAUUAGAUGCCUAUUGCUUUGGAUGGUCCAGAGUCAGGUUAUUAUACGAUCAAGAAAAUUAUUACUGGUUCAACAUGUAUACGUGCAAUCUCUGUUCUAGGCAGUACGCUAUUGAUACGUUGAAAAAUGUAAGCCAAUAUAGAGCACCUGCUCAAGCUUUGCUAUCAGAAGAGAUGGGACUCGGUAAAACAGUCGAAGUUCUGUCGAUGAUACAAAUGAACCCUCGGCCACAGACUGCUGACUUUGAUGUCAAAAAGAUAGAUACUUUCAGUGGUGAAAGAUAUUUGUCCGAAUGUAAGACCACCUUAAUUAUAUGUCCACAGACCAUUAUUGGCCAGUGGCUUUCGGAAAUCAGAGAAGGCUCUGAUUUAAAUGUGAUGAUCUAUGAAGGAAUCUCAAGCUAUGAAAGAGAAGCUCAGAAAGCCAAUCUGAAGCUGAAACCGGAGGAUAUCGCUAAGAAACUAAGUGCCUAUGAUAUAGUGCUUGUUUCGUAUCAUACAGUCUCUCUAGAAUUGCAUAGAGCUGUAUUUAUGCCCACCAGAAGACCCAAGCGACGCUGUACCAAGAAGUUGAAAAUAUCAAUUCCUGGGGUGACAUAUGAUUUCAAUGGUAAGGAACAUGUCGAAGGCAGUAUCGAAGAGAGUUCAUUUGAAAUGACAGAGGCAUCUCGUCAGGAUGAUAGCAGUAAUAUCGAAACAGAUAAUGAAUAUGAGCGAAUCGAUUAUUCUUCCCCGUUAAUGCUGUUAGAAUUCUGGCGGGUUGUGUUGGAUGAGGUUCAAAUGACAGCCAGUAUGAAUACUAAUGCUUCUAAAUUUGCCAGAAUCAUUCCUCGGGUGCAUGCAUGGGGUGUUUCCGGUACCCUCAUCAAGACAGGGCUGGAAGAUCUCUAUUCCUUGCUAAGAUUUUUAAGAUAUAGCCCUAUUGAUAGAUUUGCCUCCAACUCUAUGGAAUCCCCUUGGAGAAACAUGACCGAAGAUGCGCCUUACUAUGUGUUUUCGAGGUUAUUCAAGUCAAUAUGUUUAAGGCAUACGAAGAAAAUGGUUGCCGAUCAAAUUAAACUUCCCAAGCAGAGUAGAAUCAUGCUCAGGGCUCCGUUUACUAGUAUUGAGAGGGAUAACUACGAUUUCUUGUUUGGACAGUUCUUAACUCAGGUGGGCCUUAAUGAGAAUGGUGAGCCUUCUGUGGAAGAGUACGAUCCUAGUCGGAGUUAUAGUUGUAUGAGGAAAUGGUUAAUCAAGUUACGACAGGUUUGUUGCCAUGCGCAAAUGGGUAGAGCGGUCUAUUCAAAGAGACGUGAAAUUGAAGGGUCUAAAGGGGGCAGUAAUGACCAUGGCUUGGUUCCUGGUACCCUCGAUGAGGUGUUGGGUGAUUUAAUUAAAGCAGCCCAUGAGAAGUUUUGCACUGAUGAUCGUGCUAUCUAUGCAUUGGAGUUGAAGAAGGGCAAGAUCUAUGAGUUUUUGAGACGACCAGAAGAUUCAUUGAAGUUGUUUGAGAAUGUGAUUCCCAAGAUUGAAGGAAAGGCAAAGGAAUUUGAAGAAAGUUCGAAGAAAGAUGAUAUCAGCAGACUUAGAUCCUGGAGAGAGCUAUUGCAUCAGGCAUACUUUAUGCUCGCUUCUUCUUAUUAUCAACAUUAUAGACCAAUGAAACCAUUGCCUUCGACUUUUGCUGAAUUGAAUGCAAUGGAUGCUGUUGAUGACGAAGAAAAGAGGAUCGAGAUUGAUACUGACCUACUUUCAGAUGAAGAAAAACGCUACUAUAAUAUGGAGAACGAAUAUUAUAAUAAGGCUGAUGCUUUGUUGAUGCAUAUUCUAGAGGAACCUUUGAAGAAAGUGGAUGAAUGUAUUGAAAAGAUGGUUGAAAAGUUUGAGAAAUAUCGGGUGUAUACUAUUCCUGUAAAGCAGUUACCUGAGGAACUUAGAAACCAGUUUACUGAGUGCAAGUCGAUGGAUUCAGCUGCUGCUAUCAAGCUCGUUUGCAAGAUGAAUGAUGAGAUGCUUUCUGAAAAUCAUAGCUUCAAUCCGCAGACUUCCAUUUUUUACAGUCGGGCCAAAAGAUCAUUAACGCAACUUAAUUUGCAGGCUCAUAUUAUCAACAAUUGGAUUACUAGACUGGUUCAGUUAUUGCAGGAACCUGUGACUGUAGAUCAGAAAGUGGAUCAGUUGACAGGAGAGGAAUAUGGAAAGACUUUGGUCAGUCAAGAAUUAGCCGAUACCUAUCUUGAAGUUUUACAGACAAUGUUAGAAGAUCGUGAGCAUGGUAUUGUGAGUCUUGAAGAGAUACCUUCGUAUAGAAAGAAAAGUAUUUCUACGAAGACAAGGAAGAAAGACGAUGAGAAUGCUGUAGUGGUGAACAAGACCGCAAGCAGAGAGUUGUUUUUGAAGUUGGAUAGGAUAAGGAAAAUGUAUAUGCCGGAUGGUUGCUUUAACUCCAAGUAUAGUUUGAAGUUGAUUUGGUUGGAGUCUACUAACAUUGAGAUGGAUAUGAGAGUGACUCAUGGUUAUUCCUCUGCGGAGUUGCUUGAUGUGAUGCACGCAACAUCUCAGAGCUUGAAAGAGGAGUUUGACAAUCAAAAGAAAAAUAUUGCUCAGCUUCGAACUAAAGUAUUUGAGGUAAUCAAUGAUGCUUUUAAUGCAAGAGUGAAUUACUUUAGGGCUUUACAGAUCAAAUCCGAUUCUUUGGUUGCGUAUCGGCCCGAAGAUAGUUUUCAGCCAAGUGGAGAACCGGCCUACUUUGCACUCAAGGCCAUAGACUCGAUUGACGAAAGCUUAAGACUUCUACAAAACAAUUUGGUGAGGGGUCGAGGAAGAUUGAGAUACCUGAAAUCUUUGGAAGAGGGAGGAGGAGUUGAGGCAGAUUCAAUCUGUGUUAUCUGUCGAUCACAGAUUCUUGUCGGCGUAUGGACGGAAUGUGGACACAAGUAUUGUAAGGACUGUUUGGAAGAGUGGAUGAAAAAUAAGCCCAUUUGUCCGAUUUGCAAAAGGAUUUUGAGAAAACGGGACCUUUAUACGUUUACAUGUACACAGAAACAGUUAAAGGGGGGUCUGGUUGAAGAUUUAGAGGAGAAAAAAGAGGACAAUGGGAUGACGGAGGAGAAGGAGGAUAUAUCUGGGGAAAUCGAAAGGCUCAACAACUCGAAACGAAUGGAGAAGGAUAUCUUUAAGAUCUACAGGUCAAUGGAUAAUGACAUGUUAAGGGAGAUUAUGAGUAUUCAAUUGGCGCAAAGUUACGGAUCCAAGAUUGACAUGAUUUUGAGGCAAGUGUUGUUCCUUAAGAAGUAUGAAAAAGGAGUACAGAUUCUCGUGUUCUCGCAAUGGCCAGAAUUCUUGAAGUUAUUGGGUCACGCAAUGGUGCAGAAUGACAUCUUGUUCCUCUCUUCUGUUGAGAUGAGCCGAGAAAUGCGUUCUAGUGCUGGCAGAAGAGGAGGUAAGAAGAAGUAUUUGAAGGGAAGUGGGCAGAUUGAGUUGUUUAAAACAAACCCGGAGUUCACGUGCUUCCUUCUUAAUGCCAAGGCACAGGCUGCCGGAUUGACAUUAACAAAUGCAUCGCAUGUAUUCUUAUGUGAACCGCUAGUAAACCUUUCUUUGGAGCUUCAGGCCAUCAGUCGAGUUCAUCGAAUCGGUCAAAUGAAGCCUACGACUGUAUGGAAUUUUGUGAUUGAGAAUACGGUGGAAGAAUCUAUAGCUUACUUAUCUACAAAAAGAAGGCUUGAGCUCUCGAGAGAAAGAAGUGCUCAAGAGAUAGAUGUUGUGGAUGAAGAUGCGUUAGGAGUGACCGAAUUAUCGAAGAACUUGGAUAACCUAUUGGACAAGAAUGAUGGAGAAGUGAUUUCAAAUGACGACUUGUGGACAUCAUUCUUUGCCAACAAGUCUGUGCGGAUAGUGGAUUCGAUUAUUGGAAUGCAUGCUAAGAUGUAG
Messenger RNA from Brettanomyces nanus, 4881 nucleotides. RefSeq lists its product as uncharacterized. Gene Ontology annotation, biological process: protein polyubiquitination; DNA damage response. NCBI's taxonomy places the organism in Eukaryota, Fungi, Ascomycota, Pichiomycetes, Pichiales, Pichiaceae. Gene Ontology annotation, molecular function: ATP-dependent chromatin remodeler activity; ubiquitin protein ligase activity; ATP binding. The transcript has a single exon. The record is from RefSeq and is a predicted model, not a curated record. The coding region runs from base 1 to 4881 and encodes 1626 amino acids. Gene Ontology annotation, cellular component: nucleus.